This is a messenger RNA of Triticum turgidum subsp. durum (durum wheat), 651 nucleotides long. Lineage: Eukaryota; Viridiplantae; Streptophyta; Magnoliopsida; Poales; Poaceae. The record is from the annotation of a GenBank genome assembly.
AUGGGAGAGGCAUCGCCGGAGUCCAGCGGCGCGGUGGCCGGAGGGCCGUCUGUCCCGGGGCCGCCGAGGAAGGGGAAGUCGUGCAAGGGCUGCCUCUACUACUCGUCGGUGCUCAAAUCCCGGGGAUACAACCCCAUCUGCGUGGGGAUCCCUCGCUCCAUCCCCCAAGUCCCGGGCUUCGUGGUGGAAGAGCCUAGGGAGGAGGCCGCGGCGCAGGGGCAUGAUCUGAGACAGUUCAAAUACGCCUGUGCCGGUUACUCCAUGUUCGUCGACGACAGAGACGCCAAAAGCGGCGAGAAUGACGCCAAGGCGCUGUUGCCGUAUUGCCAGGGCCUCGAGCUAUUGGUGGACAGCAGAAUGGUCGAGAGAAAAUCACCCGCUGUAGAGCAUGCUUCAACGCGUACUGCUGCUGCUGCUGCUGCUGCCACGCAGCCUCUGGAGCAAGGACAGCGACCACAGCUGGCGAGACAGGAAUUCAUGGCGAGGAAAGUUACCGUUCCAGCCCUCCCCUCCCCUAUCUUCACGUUCAGGAGGAGCGCCGGGCUGGUGGCCUCAGGGGUCGCCAAGAACCUCAACAAAACGGGCAGCUACAUCAAGCAAAACGUCGAGGACAUAUUUUCCCCUGACCGACGGCCACCACCCAAGCAGUAG